AGUAAUACUGUAAGAGGGUAAAAAAAAUAUAAAAAAAGUUUUUUGCGAGGAAGUGCGGAUAAUUUCUCCUGCAACUCGAUGUUGCCAUCACAUGCACGUCGCUUAUACAUUUAUGUAUGCAAUGGUUUAUUCACUAGUGAUGCAUAAACUGCAGGUACACGAGAUGAAAGGUGAUAGUGCAUUCUUAAAUCAAGCAAUUUAUGCAGCCAAUUCAUGCUGCAUUGGUGACAGUUGUGUGCAUUCUGAGUCAACAAGCAACGAGGCAUGGUGACCACUUAGGCUAUUAAACUGAUGCCUAUAAAGAGGGGUGAGAGUAGCGUGCAGCAGGCAGAGACUGGUGGACUGCUGACGAGUGCGUAGUGGUCAUGACCGAAGUUGGACCAUCCUCCCCCGAACUCGGGACUCCAGAGUCCUGCUCUGUCGCUGUUCGGACCAUUGGACCUUGUUCAGUCGGCGUGCAGACGACUGGACUUUGUUCGGUCUGGCCCCACACCACUGGGCACUGUUCGGUCGGGUCACGGACCACUGGGCACUGUUCGGUCGGGUCACGGACCACUGGGCACUGUUCGGUCGGACCACGAGCCACUGGACACUGUUCGGUCGGGCGUCGAACCACGGAACUGUACUGGUCUGCUUCCUGGACCCGUUUUGUGAUUUGUAUCCCCGGUUUUAGUCACAUGAUUCGCGAAUCCAACGAAGUUGAAAAGUUGCUCUGUGAUGUGGACCAAAGCAGUGGUGUAAACCGUUGUUGCUGCUGUGCUUGCCUCCUCUCAGCCGUGCCUCCGUCUACUGGUGGAAACCAGGUUAACAGACCUAGGCGGUCCAGACACCAAGAAUCGACUCGAGCGGAAAAAAGCGCCUGGAGAGACAUUUUGCACGUUUUCUUAAGUUUACGGAAGAUGGUGAAAAAGAUCUACGUGAAGAUGGGUCACUUGAGUGACCUGCGGCACCGGCUCCGACGGAUAAAGAAGGCAAGUGAUUGACAUCCUCGCUUUCUGUAUUUUUAACAACUUUUAAGUGAUAUGCAAGUAGAAGGUAUGAAUGAAAAUGUGUAAAUGGUGUCUUAAAGUUACUAAUUUGUAGUGUUAUCAAAACUGUGUACGUACUUUUAACAAAUUUGUAUAUUAAUCACUGAAAAAAGCUGGUAAUUGUCGUGGGCGAAGGCAAACUAGUAGGCAGCCCCAGCACCUUUUUUCCUACAUGUGUAAAGGCGAAGAGAUGCCCACCUGUACAGUCAUUCCCAUCCUGUCUGCAGAAGAGCGUAUACCACUCUGGCAAAUGUAAGAAAUUCAAUUGAAGAGAAAGAAUAAGUGUUAUGUCAUAUACGUAAGACAAUUGUACGAAUACACAGCUGUAGCAUGAAGCUCACGUUUAAUAAAAAGCACAAACGAAAUAAAAAAGGAGGGUAUACCAUUAAACUUUAACGGAAUGAAGAAUGGAACACUUAAGACUGCAUAAUAUACGUUGAUGACGGUGAAAGUGAGAUGCAUGAAAUGCUCAUGUCAUUAAAAAAAGAAAUAAUUUGGACAUUCGAGAGGACGAACAAGGAUGUUGACCAUGGGAAGGGCAACAAGGAGGGAAAGCAGUUGGUAAGUGGUCGCCCGGGUGGAAACAGUCACAUGUGCAAGCUGAUCGGACGAGUCACUGAUGUCGGGAAAUAAAUUCACAACGCUGAGUAGUAAAGUAGAAUAAUUAUGGGACAAUAUAGUCGGAGACUGUUUGUAUUAAAUAAAACGAGAUGGUUAAUAAAGACGGGCCCAAGAGCUUGAGCUAAUACUAACAAUGCGAUGUAAAUAAACUCACGAGGGGAUCUCCCUAGCUUCUCUCUUCCCCUUCCCCCUCCUUUUCUGCCCCCUCAGGGCGAGAACAAACAGGAUAUCAGCAGCGUAUACAUGCAUGACUGGCAAGAGUAAGAAUUUCCUUCAGGUGGUUGUGGUAUU
Cherax quadricarinatus is the source of this 1940-nucleotide messenger RNA. The record is from RefSeq and is a predicted model, not a curated record. NCBI's taxonomy places the organism in Eukaryota, Metazoa, Arthropoda, Malacostraca, Decapoda, Parastacidae.